CAAUUUCAGUGAUUCUUUUGUUAUUUCAACGAUCUCUUUCUGGCAAUGUUACGUUGAGGCUUCUGAGGGAAUUGAUCCACGAUAACUACCACAGUCACUAUGUGUUAUCCCCUUUUAUGGUCAAAGUAGCCCUUGCCGAGAUCUAUGCAGAGAGGGAGAGUGAAAAGGAUGCAGCACUACGAGACGAAGAUCCCGAGCUAGAUGAAUCCUUCAGCGAAUUGGGCAAGAGAUUGAAGAAGGCCAAAAAUGCACAGUUCAUGCUGGGCAGUCGAUUGUUUCUGUCCCACGAGCUGCCAGUGCGGGAACCGUCUAGGCUCUGGAAUACUGAUAUUUCCACGAGCAUAGACUUUACGCACAAAGUGGAAGCUACGCGGAGCAUCAACGACUGGCUGGCCAAGACUUUGGGAGAGCAGAAAGCGAAUAUAGUGAAACCCAACGAGCUGGACACUGGCACAAAGGGGAUUGCCAUCAGUGGGAUUUCGGUCACUGGACGAUGGCUGCACCGCUUUGAGUCGCUGCACAAGACCUACUUUGUCACCAGGGAUCUGACGGGGCAGGUCGCUCACUCCCUGUGUGCUCCCAUGAUGCACACCUUCAACACGUUUGCCACAAUGGAGACACAUAAUGCCCGGGGCAUAUUCAUACCCUUUAGCUACGGCGAGGACAUGGGCAUGCUGGUGCUGCUGCCCCGCAAUGGCAUAGAGACCAGAGAUCUGCUGGACGAUGUGCAGCUCUACUUCAACACUCCGCUGAGUGCACCACGGGACAUGCACCUGUUUCUGCCCAUCUUCAGGGUGGAGAGAGACAAAAAAUUGGGUUCCUUUAUGCAGGGCUUGGACAUUGAAGAUCUCCUAAGAGAUACGAAAUUUCACAGAAGCUUUGACCACAACUCGUACGACAAAAUCAAUGAAUUCAAACUCAGGACGGUGGUGCACAUUCAACCCAAUCGGCCACUGAUUGAAAUGGCAGACAGCCAUUCCAUCAAGCAUGACAUCAACGAGGAGGUAUUCGAUGUGAAUCAAUCCUUUGCGUUUGUCAUAAAGGAUCGCGACACCGUCUAUGUGGCUGGCCGCAUUGAACAUUUGGAAGGACUAACGCCAAAAGUGAAUUGUUCCCAAAAGUUUACAGAAUCUCGCUAUCGCUUAAGAAAGUUGAGACGGGGGAAAAGUUACUUUUAAUGCGUGGAUCUCUGAGGUUUGCCUCGACAAAC
Drosophila subobscura is the source of this 1210-nucleotide messenger RNA. Its product is annotated as accessory gland protein Acp76A. Gene Ontology annotation, molecular function: serine-type endopeptidase inhibitor activity. The transcript has 2 exons. The record is from RefSeq and is a predicted model, not a curated record. The coding region runs from base 117 to 1178 and encodes 353 amino acids. Lineage: Eukaryota; Metazoa; Arthropoda; Insecta; Diptera; Drosophilidae.